AGCUCCAGAUUUUUUGGAUGGCGCUCCUAUUGGGUCGUCCUUCAGGAUGGGGUUUUAUCCUGGUACUCAAAGCAAUCUGACGCAGCUGCCAAUGUGAGAAGGCAAGGAUGCAAAUCUCUCACCAACUCUCACUGUUUGAUACGAGCCAGAGACGACUGCUUUUUUACCCUCAAGUGCUUUGAUGACAGCGUCCACCAUUUCAAAGUCUCCCCCAAAGCUGACCCUGAAGCAACAAGAAAGGCAGGUCCACUUCUCUCCCCUCAGUUACAAGCUGCUAAAAGCCCAGGGAUCAGUCAGCCUUUGCAGAUUCAGAAGAAGUGAAAAGUUUUCUUUAGUCUGAAAAUCAUUGUUUUUUUCCUUUAGAGCAGGGGUCUCAAA
Messenger RNA from Oryzias melastigma (Indian medaka), 378 nucleotides. RefSeq names its product oxysterol-binding protein-related protein 1. Lineage: Eukaryota; Metazoa; Chordata; Actinopteri; Beloniformes; Adrianichthyidae. The record is from RefSeq and is a predicted model, not a curated record.